AGAGGUUCAAACACGGAGGAUUGUUCGCUCAGCGCUGUAAAUUAAAUUUCCCUUAACUUUCCCCUUAACUGCCGAAUCGGAUGCUCUGAAUCGGAAGCCAACUUCAGCGUAGUAGCCUACUUGACGAGGGAGAACACACACGGGCGGUAGUGAGCGCACCCAGCAUGGCGCUACAAACUGAAGAAAGUCGGGGGUAUUUAACCAAAAACUCAACAGGAAACGGUGUGGGCAGCCUGGAAGAAGCCGACAAUGCAGACGCUAACAUGUACGAUCCCGGACACGUUAAUCCGCUAGUAGCCUGUGACAUGGAGCCUUUCCGUCAGACAGCUGCUGCCCCUCCGGAGGAACGGUCAGACGCAGAGAGCCGUGUGGGCGACAGCUCCUCUUCUGCUUGCGCCACAAUCUCAGAAACAGCCAGGGAGCUGUGCAAAGCUGUGUCCGUUUCUCUGGGUCUGGCCAUGGAGUCCUCUGACACAGGAGAUAUGGACGCUGCUCUCCAUGACCAAAUGCGAGGAGAGUAUUUGUUCGGAUCCCUGCCUCUGAACUGUCCCGGAGCUCAGGGGACAGUGGCGGAGUACGCGCGCCAUGACCAGCACUCUCUGCACGGCCAGAAGCAACUGGUGGAAAUGUUCAAAAGUUCGGAGACUGACUCGCGCCUGCAACAACUCACCUCCGCUCGGACCUCUGCGGAGGAGCCACACUUCGCGCUGUGCGAGGCUGAUGGCAUUACUUCAGAGGAGAUAGAUAAUCUGGACACGACGAGUGCAGCCUCUUGUCCUUAUGCCACAACUGCGCCAAACAACUUGGCACACUUCGGACACGCAGCCGUGGAGCGACCGUGCCGAGGCUACAAGCCCCCCGACGAGGAGAGAGACUUCGGGGAAGCUAUGGAGAACAAGUUCGGGGGUUAUCAGUCGGACCAAUACAGCGUCAAAGUGAAAUGUGAGGACGGGGAAGCUGGCCUGGCUCUGUGGGACAGUAGUUACACUUUUAAUGAGAAGUACAACUCGCAGUGUUGGGGCUCCAGGCCUUGCAUGAACGCUUACAGCACAGGGGCCAACACCGCGUUCAUAUGUCAUCCAUAUGAGAGGAGCGCCGUGCGCCCGGAGCAGUGGCACCCGGGCGGGAUGAUGAGGCCGCCGUAUCCAAACUCCAACUACAUGAAGCCGGAAGUCGGUGAGUGGCUGGAUGUCGCCUACAAUGACACCAGGUGA
This is a messenger RNA of Notothenia coriiceps (black rockcod), 1214 nucleotides long. RefSeq lists its product as uncharacterized. Bases 165 to 1214 code for a protein of 349 amino acids. The transcript has a single exon. Lineage: Eukaryota; Metazoa; Chordata; Actinopteri; Perciformes; Nototheniidae. The record is from RefSeq and is a predicted model, not a curated record.